Anoplopoma fimbria (sablefish) is the source of this 2019-nucleotide messenger RNA. It is a transcript of the gene pde6d, whose product is annotated as phosphodiesterase 6D, cGMP-specific, rod, delta. The coding region runs from base 209 to 661 and encodes 150 amino acids. Lineage: Eukaryota; Metazoa; Chordata; Actinopteri; Perciformes; Anoplopomatidae. The record is from RefSeq and is a predicted model, not a curated record. The transcript is spliced from 5 exons. Gene Ontology annotation, cellular component: cytoplasm. Gene Ontology annotation, biological process: sensory perception of light stimulus.
UAUAUUUAGCUGAUUGCCUUAUCGGAUCAGAUUUAACCUGCAGUCCAACAAUAUAGAGUUAAGUACAUAUCGUUUAUGCUGGUUUCAUGCAACCAUUAGGCGAGCGACUAGUUAGUUAGCUAACUGGGGAAGAUUACUUCAACAGCAGCUUCGUUAUUUCAGCAGAUCCUGGAUUUUCUGUAAGUAACGAAAACAGACGAUUUGAGAAAUGUCUUCAGACGAAGACAGGGCCAAGGAAAUUUUGAAGGGCUUCAAACUAAACUGGAUGAACCUUCGAGAUGCAGAGACGGGCAAAGUGCUGUGGCAGGGAACUGAAGACCUCUCUGUUCCAGGAGUAGAACAUGAAGCUCGGGUCCCGAAGAAGAUCCUGAAGUGUAAAGCAGUGUCCAGAGAAUUAAACUUUUCCUCCUCAGAGAAACUGGAAAAGUUCAGACUGGAGCAGAAAGUUUUCUUCAAAGGACAGUGUCUAGAAGAAUGGUUCUUUGAGUUUGGUUUUGUUAUCCCCAACUCCACCAACACAUGGCAGUCUCUGAUAGAAGCGGCUCCAGAGUCCCAGAUGAUGCCAGCCAAUGUUUUAACUGGUAAUGUGAUCAUAGAGACCAAGUUCUACGAUGACGACCUCCACGUCAGCACCUCCAGGGUACGACUUUUCUACGUCUGACCUCUGACCCCACGACUCUUCCCUCCAAAAUGCUGAUGUCCUGCCAAGGUCUAUAAAUUACCAAGGUUGGCUACGGCUCAUUGCUGACUUGGGAUCAGCACAUUUUGAUGAAACCCAGCUGUGGUCCCACAAUCAGUGAAGUGAGCUUUGUGUUUGGUUGUUCUCUUGUUUUGUGUCGACCUGAAAACUUCCUCUAGACCUUGGAAGGAGAGGUGAAAAGAGAAGAGAGUACUCUGCUGUUCAGAGUUAAUUUCUCUCUCGUUAUCCCCCUUCAGACUUUUCUUCUGUAAAUACAUUACCACUGAUCACCAGUCAGCCAGGAAGCCACUCUCUGGUUUGGGCUUUUUUAGAAAUCUGCUAUCUCUCACUCCAAGGUUGCAUUAACUCAGGAACAGAACAUCAGACGUGUAACCUGCCUGAUGUGAUCUUCUCCUUUCUGCUUGGAAACACAGCUCUCCAUGUGUUGUGUUGUUGGGAGGAAGUUGAGUGCCUCUCCUGAGAUAUGUUCAAGAGUUCCUCAUCAUAAAACACAGGAUAACAUUUCCUCUAGCUGCGUCCCACUCCAGAGGCUACCGCCUUUGAAGUCCAUAUUUCAUGACAAAAUAUAUCAGCUGUCCGGUUCCAAAGUCCCAUUGAAAUGCAGCCUAUUUUUGUUUAAAUUUGAAUAACACAACAGGUACAUUGUGAUCCCCAAUAUCCCAAAGUCCGGUGCACUGGUUACUUUUUGUCUACUUGUCAAGUCGGAAUAGCUUCUACCAACCACACCUUUCCUGUUUCCUGACCACAUGAUCUAGUGUAGAACAGUGGUUUUCAGUGUGAUGUGACGGAGUACCAAGCACCUGCUUUUAUUCCAGUUCACCACAAGAUACGCUGGUUUAUAUCCGUUGCUUUUUCCCUGUAUUGUUUGGAAUGAAGAGCUGCACACUGUUGUCAUGAUACAUGGUUGAAAAUCACUGUGUUUGGGGGACAUUCAUCAGCAGACAGGGGCUGAAACACAUCCACUUGUACUUAAAAUGCUCAACCUUCAACUAAAUCAUCAUCAGGUGUGAAUGGAGUCCUACAUCAUCUAUUCUCAGUAGUUCAGAUGUUACCAGCGGCUAACCUCAGUUCUUCCCUAAACAUUCUGGCUUCCCUAUCCAAUUUACUGUUUGUUUUUUUUCUUAGCUGCUGACUGAGCAGUAUAAAAUAGACUUGUGUUAUAAUGGAGUUGUGGAUUAAAGUCAUCCAAUGUUGUAAUAACAUGAUGUGUAUAUGGUCUUUAUUGUUUAUGGUUCCCUCCUGCGUUUGACCCAAAUGUUCCGAACACCGUUUGGGGGCUGUCACAUAAUAUUUGGUUUGCAUAGCAGAAGUAUGAAUGA